Messenger RNA from Aspergillus clavatus NRRL 1, 1704 nucleotides. Its product is annotated as amidohydrolase. Lineage: Eukaryota; Fungi; Ascomycota; Eurotiomycetes; Eurotiales; Aspergillaceae. Bases 1 to 1704 code for a protein of 567 amino acids. Gene Ontology annotation, molecular function: hydrolase activity, acting on carbon-nitrogen (but not peptide) bonds. The record is from RefSeq and is a predicted model, not a curated record. The transcript is spliced from 2 exons.
AUGAAAACAAUAUUCACCAACGGCCUCAUCGUCCGAGGCAGUGGCAAGGCGCAAUCCGAGCCAGUCUCAUGCUGCAUGAUCGUCGAGGAUGACAAGAUAGCGUAUAUCGGCGACGAGCACGAUGAAGCCAUCGCUCUGGCCAAGCAAGAAUCAGAUGUCGAAACCGUGGAUCUGGAGCAGCGAACCGUCAUCCCCGGCUUUAUCGACGGACACAUGCACCUCCUCCUCUUCGGCGCGAGCCUCUCCAAAAUCGACCUCAGCCACUGCAGGAACCUCGCCGACAUCCGCGCCACGAUCCAGCAAGCCGCGCAGGAGCGCCCGCACGCCCAGCGCCUCUUCUGCCGCGGCUGGAUGCACUCCAUGACCGACGGACAAGCGCUGGCCAGCAUGCUCGACGACCUCGACCCGCGGCCCAUCUUCAUCGACUCCAAGGACCUGCACUCCGCCUGGUGCAACCGCGCCGCGCUCGCCGAGCUCCAGGUCGCCGACACCCCCGACCCCGCCGGCGGCACCAUCCACCGCGACGCGGCCGGCGCCCCCUCCGGUCUCCUCAGUGAGGCCGCAGCCGUGAACCUCGUCUGGCCACACGUCGCCGCGGUGGCCUCGGCGGAGGAGAAGCGCGAGUUCGUGCGCGCCGCCGUCCGCGCCUACAACGCCGCGGGCUAUACCGGCGUCGUGGAGAUGGCGAUGGACGAGAACGCGUGGAGCACGCUGCUGGAGCUGCGCGCGCGCGAGCCGCUCCCGCUCCGCAUCGCCGCCCACUGGAUCAUCACGCCCGCCGCCACCGUGGACGCCUGCCUCGCGCAGGUCGACCGCGCCAUCGCCCUGCACGCGGUCCACAACGCGCGCACCUCGCCGGACUUCCGCAUCGCGGGCAUCAAGGUCAUCUGCGACGGGGUGGUGGACGCCUGCACGGCGGCGCUGCUGCAGCCGUACGCUUCGGGGGCGAGCGAGGCCGGAGCUGAGGCCGGAGCUGGGGUCAACUGCGCGCCGCUGUGGCCGGCGGAGAUGCUGCGGGCGGUGGUGGCGCGGGCGGACGCGGCGGGCCUGCAGUGCGCGCUGCACGCGAUCGGGGACGCAACGGUGCGGCUGGCCAUCGACACGCUGGAGGCGGUGGGGACGCGCGGGCGGCGGCACCGCAUCGAGCACCUGGAGCUGACGGCGGCGGACGACGCGGCGCGGCUGGGCGCGCUGGGCAUCACGGCGUCGGUGCAGCCGGUGCAUGCGGACCCGGCGAUCCUGCGCGCGUGGCCGCGGCUGCUGGGCGAGGAGCGGUGCGCGCGCGCGUUUGCGUAUGCAGAGUUCGUGCGGCCGAAGGAGGCCACGACGCAGGCACAGGGACAGGGACAGAGACAGGCGCAGCCGCCGCCGCCGCCGGCACCACUGGCGAUCGGAACGGAUGCGCCCACGGCGCCGCAUCUGCCGCUGCGGAACCUGUACACGGCGACGACGCGGCGGUCGGCGCGCGAGCCCGCGUCGCUGGAGACGGUCAAUCCGCAUUUCCGGCUGUCGCUGCUGGAGGCCGUCACGGCCGCGACGGCCGGGUCGGCGUACUCGUGCUUCGCGGACGGGUUCACGGGGAGUCUGGAGGCGGGCAAGAAGGCGGAUUUUGCGGUUGUGGAUAUGGCGUGGGAGGCGGAGAGGUUGCUCGACGCCUCGGUAUAUGCUACGUACUUUGAUGGGCGGAGGGUGUAUAGCCGCUGA